UCCUCGAGCAGUUGAACUGUUCUCAAGACAUUUAGAGCUUUCUUUAUGAACACUGCCUUGUGUGCAGAACCAAAUCAGCCGCACACAGAUCCAGAACUCACCUGUACUGUAUGAGCACAUGCUGCACGCAAGACCCAGUACUGUAAAUUAUUUUGAGAUGUAGGGGAGAAGGGUGCUGCAAGUUUUCUCUCAGUCAAGUUAUUGACUUCAAAUAAUUCAGUGAACUGCUAGGGGUAUAACCAUCUACAUAGAAGGUUAACAAACUAUCAUAAGUCAAGGUCUUGCGUCAUGCCCAUGAAAUGUGGAAAUACAUGUCUUUGCAAUCCACUCAUAAAAGCAAAUGUCUCAUUUUGGUGAAGGUAUUGUAAGUGUCCACACCUUCAACUGAUGCCUGUGACUUUUAGGACCAAAACAUUUGGGAAGAUGGGAGACCCUGCAUGUGUUCCACCCCUCCCCUUACAGCAGAGGGGUUACACUGUAGCUGCUAUAAGAGACAUCCCUGUCAGGAUGACUAGCACACUGGACCAACCUAUGGGGAAGUGUCAAAACAAACGGGAGACUUCUGCAGGCUGAACAUUGGAGUUACGGCGGCUUUUACGCACGGCUGUUGGCUGCACACAGCUGUUUUCUACUUGGAGAUAAGGGAUUGGCUUUCCCCCCCCUGUGAACCACAUAUGAUGGCUUCUUUCACAAUGCUGAGGCCGGUGUCGACGCAUCCCUUCUCUUACACCACUGACCUGACCUUGGUGUCGGACGACGAGGAGGGGAACCGCAGCGAGAGCGACGGCAGCACCGACCAGGGCUACGGCUGCUGCGGGACUCCGGGGGAGAGUUACCGACAGGAGUCCGGCGGCGUGGUGCGGCAGCGGAACGCCGCCAACGCUAGGGAGAGAUACCGAACCCAGAACGUCAACACGGCCUUCACGGCGCUUCGGACACUCAUCCCCACGGAACCGGUGGACAGAAAACUCUCCAAAAUCGAGACGCUGCGCCUGGCGUCCAGCUAUAUCGCUCACUUGGCCAACGUGCUUGUGGUCGGAGACGGGAGAGAGGACGGCCAGCCGUGCCUUAGUGCAGUCUACAAGGAGGUGAAGGGCAGUGGAGGAGGCAAACCGCCCCGGACUAUCUGCACAUUCUGCCUCAGCAACCAACGGAAAGGGGUAAAAUAUUUGGUGAAAGACAGACGAGACUGUGUGAAAAUGCAUGGAAGCAGUGUGAGACAAAUAAGUCGGCGAUGAAACUGUCCGACUUGAAGUAGGGUUGGAUCUACUCCUCAGAGCAGCCCUCCAUCGACCAUUCCUGGAGUCUAGAAGCAUCUCAGAACCACAACAGUCUUUGAGGACAACUCGGAUUUUUUGGGAGUUUGGCUCAUUACCACUUUACCCAAUAUGAGAAAAGAGGAUUGGCACCAAAACCAUUUGUGUGUCACCAGCAGAUCCAGUAACUCUUUCCAGUGAACGAACUAAUCUCAUAGGGCAAUAUUGUAAAAGUGAGAACAUCUGAGUGUAAAGCUGCGAUAUGCUCAGGGAUGUUCUUUUCAUUUUAAUGACAAACCUGUCAGACAUGUUAAGGGGUUUGGUAAAGUAGACAUACAGGGACAUUUUAUAUGAGGAAUGAUCUUUCGGGAGCAGAAUAUAUCUUGGCCUGAGUCUCUAAGCAUAAUGUGCUUACUUAAACAGAAGGCACAUCAGGCAGGUGUUUACAUUGUUUAUUUGGACUUUACCAAUAAUGAACGGUCAUACAAUAGGCUAUACAACGUUAUCCGCUCUGGAUUACUGAAAGGUUUAUAAAUCAUGAAGCAGUAUGAAUAAUGCUAAUCACACAUUAUUACUUAAAGGCACAAUCCAUAAUCCAAAUGCAAAUACAAUUUCAACCAGCUAUCACUUUCAUACAAACUUGAAGUUCUUCAAUUUGUGAAUCGAUAACAGAUGAUGAUUAAAUCUAUAUGCUAUCCAAGUUUUAUGAUGCUGGUAAAGGUUUAUUUACAAAAAUAAUGUAAUGUGUUUAGCCUACAAGCUGUAGGCUAAAAGUCACAAACAGACUUGUAGCCUACAGCUGAGCAGUUUCAGGAAUGAUGUGAGACAGACAGACCACGCGUGUGAAGUGUGCAACAGGUGGUAUCUGUGGGACACUAUUUUGUUUGCUUUUUGUUACAUGUUGUAAUCUACUUUGAAAUUAAAUUUAUUUUUACAUAGA
Molecule: messenger RNA, 2196 nt
Organism: Micropterus salmoides (largemouth bass)
Lineage: Eukaryota; Metazoa; Chordata; Actinopteri; Centrarchiformes; Centrarchidae
Product: transcription factor 15-like
Exons: 2
Coding region: 675-1238 (187 amino acids)
Biological process (GO): regulation of transcription by RNA polymerase II; developmental process
Molecular function (GO): protein dimerization activity; DNA-binding transcription factor activity, RNA polymerase II-specific; RNA polymerase II transcription regulatory region sequence-specific DNA binding
Source: RefSeq, a predicted model, not a curated record